AUGUCCUCUCUCAGUCUGACCUCGUCCAUCCUCAUCGUCGGAGGAGGUACCUGGGGAUGCUCGACGGCUUUGCAUCUUGCGCGUCGGGGCUAUACCAAUGUCAUCGUACUCGACCCAUAUCCAAUUCCCUCGCCCAUUGCAGCAGGCAAUGAUAUCAACAAGAUCAUGGAGCAUCGAGAACUGAAAGACACGGAAACCGACCCCCGAAGCAUCAUGUUCGCCACCUGCUCCCGCGCCGCCCUGAAGGGCUGGCGAACAGAUCCUAUCUUCCAGCCCUACUUCCACGAAACCGGCUCCAUCGUAGCAGCCCACACCCCAGCGCUGAUCGAGCACAUCCGGGAAAACGAGAUCGACCCUGUCAAAGACUCCUUCACUGAGCUCACCACCGCCGACGACUUCCACAACACCAUGCCCCCCGGCGUCCUCACCGGCCCAUUCCCCAACUGGAAAGGCUGGUUCAGCAAGUCCGGCGCCGGAUGGAUCCACGCCCAAAAGGCCAUGGUAAGCGCGUACACCGAGGCGCAGCGUCUCGGGGUGAGGUUCAUCACGGGCUCCCCGGCAGGAGCCGUGCAGUGUCUCGCAUACGAAGACGGGGACGUGAUCGGCGCGCAAACGGCCGACGGGGUCCUUCACCGCGCCGACCAGACCAUCCUAGCAGCUGGUGCGACUAGCGACCGACUUCUCGAUUUCAAGAAACAGCUACGCCCCACGGCCUGGACGCUCUGCCAUAUCCGCAUGACUCCCGAAGAAGCCGCAUUGUACCGCAAUCUCCCGGUGCUGUUCAACAUCGCGAAAGGCUUCUUCAUGGAACCCGACGUCGACCACCACGAGUUGAAGAUCUGCGACGAACAUCCCGGAUACUGUAACUUUAUCCCUGACCCAAACCACAACAACGAGAUUCGAAGCGUGCCGUUCGCGAAGACCCAGAUCCCGAAAGAAGCGGAGGCUCGUGCGCGCUCGUUUCUGCGCGAUACGAUGCCCCAUCUAGCGGAUCGGGAGCUGGCGUUUGCGCGCAUCUGCUGGGACGCGGAUACCCCUGACCGGGCUUUCUUGAUUGAUCGACACCCUGAGCAUCCGUCGCUUGUGGUUGCGGUGGGAGGGUCGGGGAAUGGGGCGAUGCAGAUGCCGGCGAUUGGCGGGUUCAUUGCGGAUGCGUUGGAGGGGAAAUUGAUCAGGGAGGUGAGGGAUGUGGUGCGUUGGAGGCCGGAGACGGCGGUGGGGAGGAAUUGGAGGGAUACGCAGGGGAGGUUUGGGGGGUUGGGGAAGGUGAUGGAUUUUCAGGAGAUUGGGGAGGAUGGGUGGACGGAUGUGUAG
Molecule: messenger RNA, 1314 nt
Organism: Aspergillus melleus
Lineage: Eukaryota; Fungi; Ascomycota; Eurotiomycetes; Eurotiales; Aspergillaceae
Product: NAD(P)/FAD-dependent oxidoreductase
Exons: 2
Coding region: 1-1314 (437 amino acids)
Molecular function (GO): flavin adenine dinucleotide binding; saccharopine oxidase activity; sarcosine oxidase activity
Source: RefSeq, a predicted model, not a curated record